Molecule: messenger RNA, 3015 nt
Organism: Candida tropicalis MYA-3404
Lineage: Eukaryota; Fungi; Ascomycota; Pichiomycetes; Serinales; Debaryomycetaceae
Gene: BOI2
Product: Boi2p
Exons: 1
Coding region: 1-3015 (1004 amino acids)
Biological process (GO): endosome organization; retrograde transport, endosome to Golgi; receptor recycling
Cellular component (GO): early endosome; recycling endosome; trans-Golgi network
Molecular function (GO): protein binding
Source: RefSeq, a predicted model, not a curated record
AUGGAUGGUGAUACAUAUAUUUGUAUAAAACAGUUUAAUGCCAGACUAGGCGACGAACUAAGUCUUAAAAUUGGUGAUAAAAUCCAAGUAUUGGCUGAUGAUAGAGAAUAUAACGAUGGAUGGUAUAUGGGAAAGAAUUUAUUGACUGGCGAAGCUGGGUUGUAUCCAAAAUCUUUUACUCAGCUUAUUACCAACAAUGAAACCAAACCAAUUUUACGGUCGAGAUCAAGACGUAUGAUGGCUCCGAUAACAAAACCAGGAGAAUCAACAACAAAGGAUUCUUCUCUUCCUCAAGUGCCUAGUAAUCUUAAUCCAAGCUCAUCAGAUACCAGCAAAUUAGAUGAAUCAAUUUCUCAAUUGUCUAUAGACAAUAAGGACACCCCAUCAAUUGAUACCCAAAACAUUAAUAUUAAUCAACAAGAGAAACAAAUUAAGAAUAUUGAUGAAAAGAACAUACCCGAAUCCAAACAAUCAGCAACUAAAAGCACAACUAAUAAUAACCAUAACAGAACAACCUCUUCACAAUCAUUAACUGAAGAUUUAAAUCCAUUAUUAGCGCAUAGUUGGAAUCCAAAACAAGUUUCAUUUUAUUUUGCCCUUGUCUUGGGUUUUGAUAUGGAUGUUGCUGGAAAAUUUGCUCAACAUAAAAUAACAGGUGCUAUUUUGUUUGAAUUGGACCUUAGUCAUUUGAAAGAAUUGGAUAUAGAUUCAUUUGGUACCAGAUUUGAAAUUCAUAAAGAAAUUGAGAAGUUGAAGGAUAUACAUAAUAGAAGUGCCAAAAUGAAGCAAUCAAGAACAAAUUCUCAAUCUACAGGAUCUACAAAUAAAAACGACAGCAAUUCAUCAGGAGUAAACACUCCACCAACAGCAUCCACUACUUUACCUGAUAAUGUUCCAUUGUUUGGAGAAGACAAGAAAGACCAUCAUUUGAAAUUGCAAGAGAAGGAACAAACCAGUUUGAUGCCAUCAGCAGUAUUGAAUGAUACGUCAUCCUACCAAUUUCAUCAACGCAAAAGAUCACAAUCUUUGGACAAUAUAUCACCUUAUAUUCAACAAGAAGGAACAUUUAUGUCUCCAAGAAAAGCUCCAGAGCCACCAAAUCCAGAUAGUCCAAUGAAUGCAAAUUACAGAUUUGGUGAUGGAAGUGAGUAUGGACAACCACCUUCUCAUUAUGGUUUGUAUAUGACUCGUACUAACGCUUCCAGCCAAGCUUUAGGAGGAAAUUCCGGUGCUGGGGCUGGUAUUUCAAGACCUACAUCAUCCAUUUAUGAACAGUUCUCAAAUCAUAAUAGAAACGGGUCUCAAACUUCUGGUCGACACAGGAGGAAUCAAUCAGGUACCAACCAUCACCGAAGACAUUCUUCAAUGUUGUCAUUUCUUUCUUCAGGAUAUGAUGAUUCUUCUAAACCAACACCACAAUUACAGCUUUCAAGCGGUAAAUUCACCAAAGCAGACGAUAAUAAACUAAUAUCACCUGCACAAAUCAAAAGAAAUACAUUUGAAAGCAACAGUCCUCCAAUUGCAAGUCCAUCAGCCAAGAGAAAAUCCCAGACUUUUGAUUUAACUAGUUCGCCAGUGGAUAUAGAUGAUGCUACUAUGUCACCAAAGAAACUGAAUUCCAUGUCUGCAAGAACAAAAUCCAUGGAUAUGCUUCGAGAUGAGAGGAGAUCAACUAGUGAUUCAAGUGCACUUACACAAUCUCGUCCACCAAAUGCUUCACGACUCAAGAGUCUUCGAGCCACUUCUACUCAGAAUUUCCGUUCAUUAACUGGAUCUAAGAAGCUGAAGACAUCAGCAUUCCAAGAAGGUAUUCGUGAAAUUACACCUGAUGAGGCCAUCAAGAAUGCCAGUUUUAGUGGAUACAUGUCCAAGCGUUCAAGUAAUACAUUGGCUUGGAGAACAAGAUAUUUUACAUUACAUGGUACUCGUUUAUCAUAUUAUCAUUCAUUGAAAGAUAAGAAAGAAAAGGGUCUUAUUGAUAUAACUGCACACAAAGUGAUUCCAAUUAAUAGUGAAGCAGAUGAAACUGAAAAGUCUGAUAAAUAUGCAGCUAUGUAUGCAUCCACAACUUUUGCUGGUAAUUAUUGUUUCAAAUUAGUUCCACCGGCACCAGGUUUCAAGAAAGGAUUAACAUUUACUCAACCAAAGACCCAUUAUUUUGCAGUUGAAAGUGAAGAAGAAAUGAGGGGUUGGGUUAAAGCUUUGAUGCAAGCUACAAUUGAUAUCGACGACUCUGUUCCUGUGGUCAGUAGUUGUUCAACUCCUACCGUUAGUUUGAGCAAAGCUCAAGAAUUGUUGGCUAGAGCUCGUGAAGAAACAAAAUUAAGAGAUGAAGAAUUGAGAGCAAAUGGAUUUCUUCCACAUGAUUUCCAAAAUGAUACAUCAUUCCAGUCUUCAAACUAUGAUUCAUCUGGUGUUUCUGGUACUGAUAGCACAUUACUUGAAAAUUCACCAUUGCCAAAAUUAACUCUUGAUACUGAAUUGAAAGGUACAAACACAACCACCGUCCCAACCACACCACAAAUACCUCGUAGUUCUAGUCAGUCUGGAGGAUUUGCGUCACCAUAUUUGUUAGCCUCAGGAGUAUUGUCACCAAAAUCAGGUAACGGCUCUUCUCCAUCUGGUACUCCUACAACCACCAGUACUAAUUAUUUUGGUGAUACUAGUAUGGCAAGUUUUAAGCCGCCAUCACGUCAAAGUUCACAACAAGUUAACAACAAUGGCUUUAGUGAAUCGAGAAAGAGUUCUCAAAAGUAUACGAAUGUUGCUACGAAUAAUGGCAGUGGAAGUGACGUUAAUAAUGGAGGAUUUUCAUCUACACCUUAUUCCACAGCUUCUGGCUCAUCAAAUGGUAGUUCAGUUGUUGUUAGUAGUAGUCCAAAAGAAGAAUCUAAAUCAAUGUUUAAGAAUCCAGCAGGUAGAUUAUUGAAUGGAUCCAAAAAACAGGAUAAAUUAAUGGGAUUUUCAAGUGAUUCUUCAGGUAAUCAUAGUUUUGUUAUAAAGGCUAAAAAAUAG